Plasmodium berghei ANKA is the source of this 1710-nucleotide messenger RNA. RefSeq names its product LMBR1 domain-containing protein, putative. The record is from RefSeq and is a predicted model, not a curated record. The coding region runs from base 1 to 1710 and encodes 569 amino acids. The transcript is spliced from 5 exons. Lineage: Eukaryota; Apicomplexa; Aconoidasida; Haemosporida; Plasmodiidae.
AUGGAUGAAUAUAUAUUAUUAAUAUUUUUCUUAGGAUGUUUAAUAUUAUCAGCUAUAACAGGAUUCAGAUUAUUAAUAAUAUGUGGACACAAAAAUGAUAAUAAAAUUUUUGUAUAUAAAAUUAUAAAAUUUAUUAUUAUUAUUGGAUAUAUGAUAUGUUGGAUAUUAGUGUUGUUAUUUCCAAUUGACAUUUAUUUUAAUUUGUCUACUACUGUUAAGAAAUAUUUAAAUAUAUUUAUCGUGUACAGAAUAUUAUAUUUGAUAUGCUUGUCAUAUAUUUUUAUAUUAACUCCUAUAUUAACUAUAAUAUAUUUAAAGGUUGAUAAUACAUUUCAAAUAUGUGAUCAGAAUAAUUUAAUUAAUAUUGAAAAUGAAGAAAUAUUUAAAAAAAAAACGAUAGAAGGGAAUUAUAAAAUGAAGGAGAAUUUAAAACCUAUAAUACAAAAAUGGUGUAAAAUAUUUUUUAUAAAAAUAGUUCCAAUUACUUUUUUUUUUAUUUGUUUAGCUUUUUUUUUAUUUUUCUUAACAUAUUUACCAUUUAAGGAAAUAAAAAUCAAACUAAAUGCAAAUGAUUGUAAAUUGUGGUACAAAUAUAUAUUAGACACAAAUAAAAAAGACUUUCUAAAAUAUAACAUAAAAAAAAUAGAAGAAUGUCAAAAUAUACCAACAAAUAUGAAUAUUAAAAUGGAUAUAAAUUUAAAUUUUAAUGAUCAUAUAAUAUUAUCUACAUUUUUAUUUGGUUUUAUUCUUUUUUCUUUUUAUGUUGGAAUUGGAAUGUUUACAUUUCCUUUUAAUUUAAUAUAUUCAUAUGCAAAUAAAAAAAGAAAAAUAAAAGACAACCAAUUAAAGGAUGAAUUAGCAAUAAUAAAUGUAAAAGCCAAAAAGUUAAUACAAAUUACAGAAAUGCUUGAAAAAAAUAAAACACAAAUAAAAAAAAUGAAUAUUUAUAAAUCUUUCUAUUAUCAUAUAAAAUAUAUAAGACAAAGAAGAAUACUCAAUUAUAUAGUACAUAGCCUCGAAAAAGAUUAUCAAAAUUUGUUAGAUUUGUAUAAUAAUCCUAUUAAUCAAAUGUAUGCUUUGGGAUAUCUUUUAUCUGGCCUCGCUUUUUUAUUAUUAACAAUAUCUAUAAUUAUACAUUUAAUUUUUUAUAAUAUUUUUAACGACAUAAUUAAAUAUAACUUCCUUCUCUCUAAAUACCUUUUCUGGGAUUCCUUGCUUCAGUAUAUGGUAAUCAGUGAUUAUAUCGUUUGCUCGAUAAUUCUAUACACACUAAUUGUAUCAUACCUACUUAUAUGUGCUUUGUCCGGAUAUAUAUAUUUUAGCACAAAGCUUAAACUUGGCUUUGCUUUCAUGGUUGAAAAAAAAAAUACAUAUAUAAACUUUUUACUUUUGCACAUUUGCCUUUUUAUGGUGCUUUCAAGUGGGGCAGUCGUAUUUUCGGCCAAGCUGUUUCGUACGUAUUUUGGACACACAUACGCGCUAAUAUUAUUUGAUUUAUAUUUAAAAAAUCUUGGAUUUAUUGGUGAAUUAUACAAACGAGAAAUUCUGACAUAUUUAACCUUAAUAAUGAAUUUAUUAACCGUUUCUUUAUAUUUUAUACCAAAAAAAUGGAACUUUUUGACAUUUUCAACUUUUUUUAAACCUUGGGAAUUGAGUCAAAUACAAUAUGAAGAAGAAGAUUUAGAAAAUAACAAUCUAAGAAAAUCAUAA